Linderina pennispora is the source of this 645-nucleotide messenger RNA. RefSeq lists its product as uncharacterized. Gene Ontology annotation, biological process: lipid metabolic process. Bases 1 to 645 code for a protein of 214 amino acids. The record is from RefSeq and is a predicted model, not a curated record. Lineage: Eukaryota; Fungi; Kickxellomycota; Kickxellomycetes; Kickxellales; Kickxellaceae. The transcript is spliced from 3 exons.
AUGGGGUGGAAGCAUCUUGGCGUGGCCUUUGAGCGCACGGGCCGCGUGCUUAAUGUCACAUGCACGCCCCUGGGCCGCAAGUACGCUGCGCCCAAGCUGCUGAACCACGUGACGGCGCCCGACGUGAUCAUCUGGAGCGCAGUGCUGGCCAGCGCAUGCUUGCCAGGAGUGCUGCCGCCGAUGGUUUUGCUGCAGAAGACCGGCGGCGUGGUGCAGGCAUACACGGGCAGCGGGGUGCUAUGGCGUGACGGCAGUUUCCGCAACGACAUCCCGUCGCAUGAGCUGCGGGCGUCGCUGAACGUGCAGUUCACGGUGGUGAGCCAGGUGAACCCGCACGUGACGCUGUUUUUCUACGACCGCGACGGGGCGAUUGGGCAGCCACCGGCGCGGCGGCUGAGCAGUGUGUGGCGUGGCGGGUUUGUUCUGUCGGCGCUGGAGCAUUUCCUGAAACUGGAUAUCCGCAAAUGGCUGCGGCUGCUGCGCGACCUGGAUCUGGUGCCGCUACUGUUUGGGCAGGACUGGAGCUACGUGUGGCUGCAAAAGUUUGACGGCAGCGUGACGGUGCGGCCGAAGGCGACGGUAGGCGAGUACUUGCGGCUGCUGCGGGACCCGACGCGCUGGGCCGGGUGCUGGAUCGGCUGGUGA